Diachasma alloeum is the source of this 1210-nucleotide messenger RNA. Its product is annotated as S-formylglutathione hydrolase. The transcript has 4 exons. Lineage: Eukaryota; Metazoa; Arthropoda; Insecta; Hymenoptera; Braconidae. The coding region runs from base 26 to 1093 and encodes 355 amino acids. Gene Ontology annotation, biological process: formaldehyde catabolic process. The record is from RefSeq and is a predicted model, not a curated record. Gene Ontology annotation, cellular component: cytosol. Gene Ontology annotation, molecular function: S-formylglutathione hydrolase activity.
GUCACGACUUGAUCAUUUUUUCUCGAUGUUUAUCGUUAGGUCACGUGAACGAGAGAUUACAUACGUCCAUUUGGGCAAAUAUUUCCAUUCAAUGGGAAAGUGGCUGAAGCUAAUUGCAACCGGCAGUCAUUCCUGCUCCCCUGGAGUCAUCAAAAUCAGUAGCUGGACAUCAUUAUCAUCAGUCACAAGACAUUUUUCACUCUUCCGUAGAAUUUUUACAUCUCAAAGACUUUUAUCAAAAGACAUCAAGAUGUCAGAAAUCACGUUGGUCUCGAGUAAUAAGUGCUUCGGGGGAUGGCAGAAGGUGUAUUCUCACGAAAGCUCCGAAUUAAAAUGCAAGAUGAACUUUGGAAUUUACCUGCCACCCCAGGCAGAAUUCGAAGCCGUUCCAGUGAUCUACUGGCUCUCGGGGCUCACCUGCACCGAGCAGAACUUCAUAACGAAGGCUGGGGCCCAGCGGUGCGCCUCUGAACAGGGGGUAAUCCUGGUAAUUCCUGAUACGAGUCCCAGGGGCGAGGGUAUUCCUGACGACAAGGAGUACGACCUUGGACAAGGUGCGGGAUUCUACGUGGAUUCAACUGAAGAGCCGUGGAAGAAGAAUUUCAGGAUGUACAGUUAUAUCACGAAGGAACUGCCAACUUUGGUGAAUGACAAGUUUCCAGUUCUGCCUUCGCAGCAGUCGAUUAUGGGCCACAGUAUGGGAGGCCAUGGAGCUUUAAUCUGUGCAUUCAAAAACCCUGGAAUGUACAAGACCGUCUCUGCAUUCGCCCCAAUAAGCAAUGCCGUGCAAAGUGACUGGGGGAAGAAAGCCCUCUCUGCCUACCUCGGCCCAGACGAAGAAGCCUGGAAGGAGUGGGACGCCACGUGCCUCAUGAAAACCUACUCAGGGCCACCCCUGGACAUUCUAGUGGACCAGGGGAAAGCCGACAACUUCCUCCACCAGUUGCUUCCCGAAAACCUCCUGGCAGCCUCCAAGGAUGCCGGAGUCACUCUAAUCCUCAGGAAUCAAGAGGGCUACGAUCACAGUUACUUUUUCAUCUCGACAUUCAUCGAGGACCACAUCAAGCACCACGUGAAGUACCUCAAGAACUAAACGCCAAUUAAAAACCCGACGAUUUUUUUAUUUCUGAAUUUACGAAUUUAUCCAAUAACAUUUAUACUUUACAAGAAAAAAUAAUAAGCAUUAAAAGCAAAAAUAUUUUAAACAGUU